This is a messenger RNA of Thunnus maccoyii (southern bluefin tuna), 1988 nucleotides long. It is a transcript of the gene bag1, whose product is annotated as BCL2 associated athanogene 1. Gene Ontology annotation, biological process: protein stabilization. The transcript is spliced from 7 exons. Bases 97 to 720 code for a protein of 207 amino acids. The record is from RefSeq and is a predicted model, not a curated record. Gene Ontology annotation, cellular component: cytoplasm; nucleus; membrane. Lineage: Eukaryota; Metazoa; Chordata; Actinopteri; Scombriformes; Scombridae. Gene Ontology annotation, molecular function: adenyl-nucleotide exchange factor activity; protein-folding chaperone binding.
GGCAGAACUGUUUCCGCUGUGGUCCGGAAGUAGUUAGCAUCCAGCAACAGUUAGCUGUGUGAUUCAUGUUGUGAUUAAAGGACGCUAAAAUACAGAAUGUCAGAGCAGGCGAUAACAGUGACAGUUGCAUACGGAUCUACUAAGCACAGCAUCACAGUAACGGGCCAGGAAGAUGGAAAGAGUCCAACUGUUAAAGACCUGUCAGAUGCUCUCACUCAAGUUACUGGUGUUCCAUCAGCCUCGCAGAAACUCAUCUUCAAAGGGAAAUCACUGAAGGACAUGGAGGAGAGUCUACCAAGCUAUGGGAUAAAAGAUGGUUGCAAACUCAUGAUGAUUGGAAAGCGGAACAGUCCUGAGGAGGAAGCUGAACUAAAGAAGCUGAAAGACAUUGAGAAAUCUGUGGAACAGAUGGCCAAAAAGCUGGAAAAGGUAGACGGGGAGUUGACUGGACUCAAGAACGGCUUCCUGGCCAAAGAUCUCCAGGCAGAAGCGCUGGGUAAACUAGACCACAGAGUUAAAAUAGCAGCAGAGCAGUUCAUGAAGAUCCUGGAGCAGAUAGAUGCUCUGAGCAUCCCAGAAAAUUUUAAUGACUGCAGAAUGAAGAAAAAGGGACUUGUUAAGACAGUGCAGGAUUUCCUGGCCCAGUGUGACAAGAUCGAGGCGUGUAUAUCAGACCACUUAUCAAAGAUCCAGUCUAAAAACCUAGCCCUGGCAGAGUAAAGAAGUCUCCUACAUAUCAUGUGCUACACAUUGCUCUGUGAGCAACUGCAAAGUGUACAGAAAGCUUCAGGUGUGGAGCAGAUCCUUGUCUAUUUAUUGUUGGCGUGAUGUGUCCGAGAGAGCCCUCAUCACAAAGAAUCCUGUUAAUCCUAGUUAACACUGACACUCGGUUAAACUGAUGUGUGCUCUUAUAGAGCAUUAAGACUGAUAUGUGAUGAGAUGUUUUCUGAGAUAUCGACACUCUGUGAAAGGAUCAGAGGUGCUUUGAAUUGUGGCAAAACAUCCCAGACUAGUGCUAAAUAGUACUCCCACUGCCAAAUGUUCAUCAAAUUACCUGUGAUGACAAAAGUAAACUAUUACUAAAAUGACCCCCAAAAUCUCAAGAACUGUGUACACAAACAUAGGAAAACAUUUUUCAUUGUGAUGUUGCAUCUGCGGAGUGUGCCAUAUGGCAUUUAAUACACACAUGUGGCCGAACGUAUGUGGACCCCUGAAUUUUAUACUUCUAAAACACACACAGGAGGUCUGUCAAGAUCUUCUUCAAAUUGGGAAAACCAUUUCUUGAUGGAGGUCACUUUUUGCAUGGGAGCAUGUUAAAAAAAAGGUGCAGCGGGUUCUUCUAUCACCAGUAGUUAAAAGUAAACAAGCUGUACUUUGAAAAUAAGGUCAUUUACAUAGUGUUUAAGCACAUUAGUGUCAAAUAUCACUGUAUACUAACAGGAACUACAGGGCCUACCUCAAAUUAGAGCUGGAGCUAUGAGGCCGUUAAAAGAAAAGUGAUCUGCAAGUAUUUUGAUAAUGGAUUAAUCCUUUAAAUUAAUUUGAACUUUUUAAGUAAAAAUAUAAAAUGCCAUCCUAUUCCAGUUUCACACUUGUGAGGAUUUGCUGCUCUUGUCUAGUGUGACAGAAAACUGAACAUUCUUGGAUUUUUAACUCACAUAAUCAAAUUGAUUGCAUCACCUUGAGUAUUUUUUCAACAUUGACAUUUUAUAGACCAAAGGAUUAAUUGAGCAGAUAAUUUAGUUACAGCCCCACACCAGGACAAGACUGUCCACAUACUUUUGGCCAUAUAUUGUAUGUUUUUAUUAUUCAGUCUACAUUGAGAGUCUACACCUUUGUUUAAUCCAGUGACUGAUCCUGUGUAUUCAUGUAUCUUUGAAACGUGUGUAAACUGUGGAACUGUAAUUUACUUUGAGUCAUCAUCACCAUGAAAAACACAUUGUGUCUUUUUUCCUUUUGUUUUAAAAUAAAUACUUUUGCUAAAUGAA